This is a messenger RNA of Clunio marinus, 228 nucleotides long. NCBI's taxonomy places the organism in Eukaryota, Metazoa, Arthropoda, Insecta, Diptera, Chironomidae. The record is from the annotation of a GenBank genome assembly.
AUGAGAACAUUUACAAGUCGUGCAGUUCAUUUUUCUACUUAUCCGGAGUAUCCUCAAAGUGAACUCCGAGAACUUUUUCCAUGUGGGAAUGAGGAAGAAAAGGCAAGGCAAAGCAAGGCGAACAAUGCCACAGGAAAAGUUUUUAACUCCAUUUUACAUGUAACAGCUUCGUUCAUUCAAAUAGAUGGGUUUGCAUGGUCGAAAGAAAAACCAUUGAUUACAAUCUAA